This is a messenger RNA of Helianthus annuus (common sunflower), 1630 nucleotides long. Its product is annotated as cytochrome P450 85A1. The coding region runs from base 105 to 1508 and encodes 467 amino acids. The record is from RefSeq and is a predicted model, not a curated record. Gene Ontology annotation, molecular function: heme binding; iron ion binding; monooxygenase activity. Gene Ontology annotation, biological process: sterol metabolic process. NCBI's taxonomy places the organism in Eukaryota, Viridiplantae, Streptophyta, Magnoliopsida, Asterales, Asteraceae. The transcript is spliced from 8 exons.
UGAGCAAACCUCUCUCUUCUGCUUAUCGCUCUCUUUAUAAAGAUACAUAUAUACAUCAGUUGUUAUACAAGGUUGAAAGAGAGUGAGAGAGAGCAUCAUCAUCCAUGGCUGUCUUGGCAGUGAUUAUUGGUGUUGUUUUGGGACUUUGCCUGUUGAGCACUGCCCUUUUGAGAUGGAAUGAGAUGAAGUACAGGAAGAAAGGUCUACCCCCUGGUACCAUGGGUUGGCCACUUUUUGGUGAGACCACUGACUUCCUCAAACAAGGCCCCAGCUUCAUGAAAAACCAGAGAGCAAGGUAUGGAAGUGUGUUCAAGUCACACAUCUUGGGGUGCCCAACAAUUGUGUCAAUGGACCCAGAGCUCAACAGAUACAUACUCAUGAAUGAAGGCAAAGGCAUCCUUCCUGGCUACCCACAAUCCAUGCUUGAAAUAUUGGGCAAAUCAAACAUUGCAGCUGUUCAUGGUCCUGCUCACAAGACCAUGAGAGGUGCAUUGCUUUCACUUGUUAGCCCCACAAUCAUCAGACAACAAAUCCUCCCCAAAAUUGAUCAUUUCAUGAGAUCCCAUCUCUCCAACUGGACUAAUCAAAUCAUUGACAUCCAAGAGAAAACCAAAGAGAUGGCACUUCUAUCAUCACUAAAACAAAUAUGUGGAGUAGAAUCUAGCUCAUUAUCUGACCAAUUUAUGCCUGAGUUCUUCAAACUGGUGUUGGGGACACUUUCACUUCCAAUUAAUCUUCCAAACACCAACUAUCACAGAGGAUUACAGGCCAGGAAGAAUGUUGUGAGGAUGUUGGGUGAGUUGAUUGAUGAAAGAAGAAAGUCUAAAGAAUCUCAUGAUCAAGAUAUGUUGAGUUCAUUGAUGAGUGGUGUGGAGAAUAGAUAUAAGUUGAGUGAUGAAGAAAUAAUUGAUCAAAUAAUUACCAUUUUGUAUUCUGGGUAUGAAACAGUUUCCACUACUUCAAUGAUGGCAGUUAAAUAUUUACAUGAUCAUCCAAGGGUUCUUGAAGAACUUAGAAAAGAACAUUUAGGAAUCAGAGAGAGAAAAAUGGCAGAGGACCCACUUGACUGGGAUGACUACAAGUCCAUGAAGUUCACUCGUGCGGUGAUCUUUGAGACCUCCAGAUUGGCAACCAUUGUUAAUGGUGUUUUGAGGAAAACUACCAAAGAAAUGGAACUCAAUGGAUUUGUGAUUCCAGAAGGAUGGAGGAUAUACGUAUAUACAAGAGAGAUAAACUAUGACCCGUGUUUGUACCCGGAUCCAUAUACCUUCAACCCGUGGAGAUGGCUGGAUCGAAGCUUGGAGACACAAAAUUAUUUUUUCAUCUUUGGAGGUGGGACGAGACAAUGUCCCGGAAAAGAACUCGGCAUUGCCGAAAUAUCGACUUUCCUUCAUUACUUUGUAACUAAAUACAGGUGGGAAGAAGUGGGAGGAGAUAAGCUUAUGAAAUUUCCAAGAGUUGAAGCCCCAAAUGGACUACAUAUUAGGGUUUCAGAUUUAUGUGCAUAAAAUAUAAUAAUAAAAUCCAAGAGUGUACAUGUACAAAUGAUUGAUAGUAGUAGAUUUUGACACAUUGCUAGAGAUUGUACAAAAUUAUUUUUCUAACAAAGUAGGGUUUUCUUUUUUACUUA